CACCCAUCCCCACCUCCAGGCUGGGAAGUAAAAGUAGUGAAUGGCCCCAGGAGCCACUGACAGAGAAAAACUUUUACUCUCGGCACAGUGGGAUUUGGAUCGGGAGAGUCUUGAAAUUGCGGAUAAAGCAGACCUGACAGGAUGGUGAGCACUGCAACAAAGAGCAGCUACCCGGAUCAGUCCCGGAAAACACUCUGCAGCAGCCCAUUUCUCAGCAUCAAGUUCUUUGUUUUCUGCCAUGGGCUCCUGCAGCUCUCCCAGCUCCUGGUCUCUGGCUAUCUGAAAAGCUCCAUCUCAACCAUUGAGAGACGAUACGGCCUGUCCAGCCAGACAUCAGGGCUGCUUGCAUCCUUCAAUGAGGUUGGAAACACAUUGCUGAUUAUCUUCAUAAGUUACUUUGGGAGCAGAGUGCACAGACCUCAUUUCAUCGGCUGCGGUGCCAUCCUUGUCUCCUUAGCUGGGUUCCUCAUGUCUCUCCCUCACUUCAUAACUGGACCCUACGAGUAUGACCAGUCUGUUGCCAGCAUGUUCAGCAAUACCACUGAUCUGUGCCAGCCUGGGCUGCCAGGGUCUCAGGGGAAUUUCAGCGACGCCAGCUGCACCCCCCAUGCCGCCAGGGAGAACCAGGAGGUUCUCCUCGUCAUGUUCAUCGCCCAGGUGCUGCUGGGCAUUGGCGGGGUCCCCAUCCAGCCCUUUGGGAUCUCCUACAUUGAUGACUUCGCCAGUGAGAGGAACUCCCCCCUCUAUUUGGGGAUCUUGUUCUCCGUGACGAUCAUUGGGCCAGGAGUGGGCUUCAUGCUGGGCUCUGCCAUGCUGCGUUUUUACGUCGACAUUGACAAAGUCACUGGAGAAGAAGUUCAGCUCACAAACAAAGAUCCGCGGUGGGUUGGUGCCUGGUGGCUUGGUUUCCUGGUCGCAGCCAGUCUGGUGGCCCUCUCUGCAGUGCCUUACUUCUUCUUUCCACGGGAAAUGCCAAAAGAGGCGGCAAGUGGGAAAGAGAGCGACAGCAAGAAGAGCAAAGCUAUGCUCAGCGAGCUCAGACCAAGAUCUGAACACAUGCAAAACCUCUCUCUAACCAAGUUCAUCAAACAUUUUCCUGUGGUCCUGUUGAGGAACCUGCGUCAUCCUGUCUUCCUGCUGGUGGUGUUGGCUCAGGUCAACCUCUCUGCCAUGGUUGCUGGUUUAGCAACAUUCAUGGCAAAAUUCCUGGAGAGACAGUUCUCCCUCACAGCAUCCUUGGCUAACAUGAUCAUUGGUGCUGUGAACAUUCCUGGAGCAAUGGUUGGGAUCGUGGUGGGGGGUGCCAUCUUGAAGAGGUUCCAGAUGUCCCUGAGGCAAUGCAGCGCCAUGUGCAUCCUUGGCAUGUUCCUCUGCCUACUUGUGGCUUUUCCUCUUCUCUUCCUCGGCUGCCCCACACAGAAGGUCGCAGGCGUUACCUACGGUGAAAGCUCUGAAUUUGGACACCACACCUUGGAGUGUAGCCUCCAGUGUAACUGCCCUGAGAAAGCCUAUAACCCCAUCUGUGGGUCUGAUGCUGUUGAAUACAUCUCGCCCUGUUCUGCUGGCUGCAAAGUCGUAAAUAUCAACGCCGACAACUCAAUCCUGAACUACACCAACUGCAGCUGCAUCUCUGAAAAUGGGCUCAUGGGGUUUGCCAAGCCUGGGACCUGUGGCACUGGCUGCUCUCACCUCUUCCUGCCCUUUGUGGUCUUGUCAUGCUUGGCAGGGAUCCUCGCCAGCACAUCCCACACGCCAUCGUUCAUGCUCAUUCUCAGGAGCAUCCAGCCUGAAGACAAGUCAUUUGCGGUUGGCAUACAGUUCAUGCUGCUGAGAGUUUUAGCGUGGAUGCCAGGGCCUGUUCUGUACGGCAGCGCCAUUGACACCACCUGUAUCCUCUGGGAGAAAAAAUGUGACAAGAAGGCAGCCUGCAGAUACUACAACAAUAAACUCUUCAGACAAAGGUAUCUCGGUCUCCAGUUUUUCUUUGAGGUGGGUGCUUUCCUGUGCUUCGUGACCGUGUAUGUGAUUCUCAGACGGCAGGAGAAGGAAGCUACCAAUGCAGCAGAAGCAAAGGUAAAACCAGAGAAGGAGAAACUGACAGGAAACUCCAUAAAGAGUCUAGAAUCCAAGGUGUGAUGCCAAAAAUGUGAGUUGUGAUCCAUGCCCAGGAAGGAAAAGCCAUGUGAAUCACCCCACAUUUGAACUGUGAAGGAUGGACGAUGGAGUGAUGGACGAUGGGGCUGCUUCCUAGUCUUCUGGGUGGGAUGUACUACUUCUGUACUGCUACGGGAGUCAAUCCAUGCAUUCUUCUAUGCCUGCCUCCUCCACCUCGAUGGUGCAUCUUGCUCCUUCAUGUGGAUUAGUCCACACACAUAAAACUUUGGACACCACAGUCUUCUGGAUUUAUGUCCUCCAGAGCAUUCAUUCCUGCUGACAAUCUUGGUGAUGCCAGCACUGAGCAUUAACCAUAUAGCUGAAGGGAUUUGUGUUUGUUGUUUUUUUAA
Cuculus canorus (common cuckoo) is the source of this 2504-nucleotide messenger RNA. RefSeq names its product solute carrier organic anion transporter family member 2B1 (gene SLCO2B1). Gene Ontology annotation, cellular component: membrane. Gene Ontology annotation, molecular function: bile acid transmembrane transporter activity; protein binding. Lineage: Eukaryota; Metazoa; Chordata; Aves; Cuculiformes; Cuculidae. Gene Ontology annotation, biological process: sodium-independent organic anion transport; bile acid and bile salt transport; transmembrane transport. The transcript has 15 exons. The coding region runs from base 142 to 2136 and encodes 664 amino acids. The record is from RefSeq and is a predicted model, not a curated record.